UGAAGUAGAGGCGGAGGAGUACGGACAUUUUAAGCGUUAACCACCACCGACUCGGCUCCCAGCCUCUCUACGCAUAACCAUUAACCAGAGAGUCUCAGACCUCUCUCUCUCUCUCUCUCUCUCUCGUCUCGAAAUCUCGUUUCUCGGGCCCGUUAAUCACGAAUAUCUAUGAAAAUUUCACUUUCUCCUUCCAAAAUUAGUUUUUCCAUUUUAAUUUUCCAACUUUCCGAAUUUCACCCCGUCUUCCGCCAUUAAUUACACAAGUUUUUCCUCCCCAUCUUUUAAUGGUCAGCACUCUCUUCUUUGCUGAAUGAGCGCAGGGAAGAGGCACAUGAGUAACUGUGUUCUCUUCUUCCGGAACAUGAGCUGCUAAAAUCUCUUGUUCUAUUACGCCUGAUUCAAUACUGUUAAGAAGCAAAAUAUACCAAUGUUCCAUUAUUAUAAAGGAAGGAAUUGAGCACAUUGUCUAGGGCUUUAAAAGUUAUGUCUUGAGGGUUGGAUUUCAUGGGGUGAACUCAAGGUAUAAUGGGUAGCUUCCGCCAGGAUGAAGAGGAUUGUCAGUUUUUUGAUGCCCCGGAGAGUAUUGUCCAGCCAUCUGCUGCAAGUCCUAAUUGCCUGGAGUCUAAUGUAUGGGUUGAUCAUUGUGUCUCCAGAAGCUACCAAUAUGAUGUGUGGGUUAGAAGUCCCAAAAGUAUUAGAGAGCGCCGCACGAAAUUCCUUGAAUGGAUCGGAUCUGAUUUAGAUUGCGGCUCUAGUGCCCUCUGCAGAGAGAAUGAUAGAAUUAAUGAGAGCACUGGGGCUGUGCUGAGAAACCCAAUUUUUCAAGGUGAAUUUUCUUGUAGCCAAUCUUCUGUUCCAAGUUCAUCUGUUGAUGCUAUGGGUUCAUUAGAAGAGCCAGGUUCAAAUGAGGCCUUCCUAUGUACAAGUGCAAAUCUGGAUCAUCAAAUAUGCGAUACUAGCACUAUGGCAGAGCACAGAAUGGAAAGUAACCACCAAGGUAUGGCAUUAGAACAGCUGGUGGUGUCUGAAGAGUGUGAGAAUUCUACAGGUGUACUUGGACAUAGAGAGAUGAUACAUGUAAAUGGGAGGAAUCGAAGGGUACCUAAUAGAGUGAAGAGCGGUUGGUUGAAUAGAUUGCGUACUUUCAACUGUAUCAUGGACAGUGAAUGGAGAACACAUUAUAUAGAAUCCUAUGGCUCUAUCCCUGUUCCCAGGGCUAGGGCUCAGAGGGUCAAGGUUCGCCACUGUAAGAAGAGGCUGAAGGAACUGUCUGCCCUUUUUAUGGAGCAAGAAAUUCUGGCCCAUGAGGGUUCAAUCUUGGCAAUGAAGUUCAGCCUUGAUGGGCAAUACCUAGCCAGUGCUGGUGAAGAUAAUGUUGUGCGUGUCUGGCAAGUGGUUGCAGAUGAAAGAUCCAAUGAAAUUGAUAUUCCAGAUUUGGAUCCUUCGUGCAUUUACUUCAAAGUGAAUCAUUUAUCUCAACUGGAACCUGUGGUGAAAGAGAAGGAUAGAAUUAAUAAAUCAAUGGGCAUAAGAAAAACAUCAGAAUCUGCCUGUGUUGUUUUCCCUCCCAGAAUCUUCCGAAUUUUGGAAAAACCGCUGCAUGUGUUCCUAGGGCACAAUGCUGAGAUUUUGGAUCUUUCAUGGUCAAAGAACAAUUUUCUUCUUUCAUCUUCAAUGGACGAAACUGUCCGGCUUUGGCAAGUUGGAUUUGAUCAGUGCCUCCAAGUCUUUUCCCAUAGCAAUUAUGUGACCUGUGUUCAAUUUAACCCUGUAAAUGACAACUACUUUAUUAGUGGUUCAAUUGAUGGGAAAGUUCGAAUUUGGGCAAUUGAUGGUGGUCAAGUAGUUGAUUGGACUGAAAUAAGAGACAUAGUCAAUGCUGUUUCUUAUCGUCCUGAUGGACAGGGUGGGAUAAUAGGCUCUACAACAGGCACUUGUCGCUUUUUCAGUGUCACAGAGAAUCACAUCCAACUGGAAUCAAAUAUUUGCCUGAUCAGUAAAAAGAAGUCACCAAGCAAAAGGAUUACUGGCUUUCAGUUUGUUCCAAGUGACCCGAGCAAAGUAAUGGUUACUUGUGCAGACUCUCAAGUCAGAAUUAUUAGUGGGAACAAUGUUGUGACCAAGUAUAAAGGACCCAGGAAUGCAGGAAACCAGAUUGUUGCUUCUUUCACUUCAGAUGGAAAGCAUAUUAUCUCUGCAUCCGACGAUUUCAAUGUUUAUAUGUGGAACUGCAUCAGUCCAGAAGAAUCUUCUUUGUCUAAACCAAAAGUGAAGUCAUUUGAGUUCUUCUCUGGCAAUGCAUCCAUUGCGAUACCAUGGUCUGGCUUGAAAGUUGGUGAACCAGAGAAUGGACAGUUAUCACAUCGAGUGGAUGAAAACCAAAAUAAUGCAUUGCCCUUCUCUAUACCUUUGGACCAAGAAUUGUUCUUAGAGGCUAUUCCUAAGGGCUCUGCAACUUGGCCUGAAGAAAAACUUCCCACAUCAAGUUCUCAGACUGUGCCAUCUGCAAUGUGUAAAUCUCAAUACAAAUUUCUUAAAAACUCUUGCAAGAGUACAUCCUCUAGUCAUGCUUGGAGUUUAGUAAUUGUUACUGCAGGCGAGGAUGGGCGAAUUAGGUCAUUCCACAAUUAUGGAUUGCCUGUCCCAUUGUAAAGUACUGUUUGCGUCUCAGGAGAUGAAACUAUUGCCGAUCGAUGCUGCCUGAGCCUGCAUGUGAUCUGGGGUUGGGUGGACUCAACAGCUUCACGUUGUCAUGUACAGGAUGCACCAUUUGAGAGUAGGUCUGUGAGUGGGUCCCUUCAGAUGUUGUAUGUCAAAAAGUUUUGGUGGGAGUUCUUUGACCUGUCCUAUCUUUGGCAAGUAGCUAAGGCAUAUGCUUCACACUCGGCUCAAUUUGGGAUUAUUUGAUCUAUAUCUUCUGUCCCCAAAAUAAAUGGAGAUAUGCAUGAGAGAGGGAUGGGGAUCUAUGAAACGCAUAUCUGUUUGAGUUUCCCGUGGGACCUUGUAGAACCUCUUUCGUUUGGUCUCUGGGGUCUGCAUCGAGACUGAGGUAAAGCUGGUGGCUGAUAUUUCCCCCAAGUGGGCAACUCUUCUUUUUGGGCGGGUUGGCUGAUCUAAAUGAUUGAGGUGGUUGUCUGCCAUUUUGGUCUAUUCAUGAUGGGAAGAGCCAUAAGCCUGUUGAGAUGGUAAAGGUGGGCCAUUUACUGCUGGAUUCAACGUGCUGCAAUGCAAUGCUACUGUGCCUGAUAAUCCAGAUUCUUCAUGCUGGGUUGCCGAUACUCUGCUUUCAGGCAAGUACGUUCAUUUCCCCCCGUUGAAUUAGCAGCUGACAAUCCAAGUUGUUCAUGGUGGAAGCCGCUCGACCAUAGAGUUCACUUAAAACAAUUUAUUUAUUUAGCACCAAAUGGUGUCACGGUGGUAAUUGUUGGUGGAUGCCCUUGUAGGGAAGAUCUAGGUUUUACAGUUUUGUACAGAACAAGUAGUAGUCUUCUUGUAUAUGCAUAUAGCCUGUGCAGUCUCUCAUUCAUAAAAUUCCCUAAACCUUGAACCUGGCUAAAGGUUCCCAGAAAUUUUGGCAUGAAAUUCUCAUUUCUCAAUGCACAUUUUGUUCAAUUGGAA
Molecule: messenger RNA, 3618 nt
Organism: Ipomoea nil (Japanese morning glory)
Lineage: Eukaryota; Viridiplantae; Streptophyta; Magnoliopsida; Solanales; Convolvulaceae
Product: 2-deoxy-glucose resistant protein 2
Exons: 8
Coding region: 526-2652 (708 amino acids)
Molecular function (GO): protein binding
Source: RefSeq, a predicted model, not a curated record